This is a messenger RNA of Triplophysa dalaica, 3456 nucleotides long. It is a transcript of the gene klhl18, whose product is annotated as kelch-like family member 18. Gene Ontology annotation, molecular function: protein binding. The coding region runs from base 19 to 1749 and encodes 576 amino acids. The transcript has 10 exons. The record is from RefSeq and is a predicted model, not a curated record. NCBI's taxonomy places the organism in Eukaryota, Metazoa, Chordata, Actinopteri, Cypriniformes, Nemacheilidae.
AUCGUUUCAAGUCCAUCAAUGACGAUGGGUGACACGAUUUUUGAAGAAUUGGAAGAUUUGAUGCAUUUUUCUGUCCCCGAUUUGCCCGCUCGUGGAUAUGCCGUGAUGGAGGAGAUCCGACGACAAGGGAAACUCUGUGAUGUGACCUUAAAGGUAGGAGAGCAUAAAUUCAGUGCUCAUAGGAUAGUCCUUGCUGCUUCUAUUCCAUACUUCCAUGCCAUGUUUACCAACGAUAUGGUGGAAUGCAAACAGGAUGAGAUUGUCAUGCAAGGCAUGGACCCCAGUGCACUCGAAGCCCUAAUAAACUUCGCCUACAAUGGCCACAUAGCGAUAGACCAACAAAAUGUCCAAGCUCUGUUGAUAGGAGCCAGUUUCCUGCAGCUUCAGAACGUCAAGGAUGCCUGCUGUUCUUUCCUACAACAGAGGUUGCAUCCGAAGAACUGCCUUGGGGUGCGACAGUUUGCAGAGACCAUGAUGUGCACGACGCUUUAUGACGUCGCCAACAGUUUCGUCCACCAGCACUUUGUGGAGGUGUCCAUGUCGGAGGAGUUCCUGGCCCUCCGGCCGGAGGAGGUCCUUGAGAUUGUGGGAUGUGAUGAGCUCAACAUCCAAGCGGAGGAGCAGGUGUUUGAAGCCGUGCUGGCGUGGGUGAGGCACACACGUGAUGAACGAGAGUCGCGAUUGCCGGAGUUAUUGUCUAAAACUCGGCUGCCUCUUUGCCGUCCUCAGUUCCUGGCUGACCGAGUCCAACAAGAUGAGCUUGUGCGCUGCUGCCAUAAAUGCAGGGACCUUGUUGAUGAGGCGAAAGAUUAUCAUCUCGUUCCGGAGCGCAGACCCCACCUUCCGGCUUUCAAAACGAGGCAGAGGUGUUGCACGUCCAUAGCAGGCUUAAUAUAUGCAGUCGGGGGUCUCAACAGUGCAGGUGACUCAUUAAAUGUCGUGGAGGUGUUUGAUCCAAUUGGAAACUGCUGGGAGAGAUGCCAGCCAAUGAGCACAGCCCGAAGUCGAGUGGGUGUUGCUGUUGUUAAUGGACUUCUUUAUGCCAUCGGUGGUUACGACGGCCAAUCACGGCUUAAAACAGUGGAAGUUUACAACCCAGAAACUGACACGUGGACCAAAGUUGCCAGCAUGAAUACUCAACGGAGUGCAAUGGGAACAGUUGUGGUUGAGGGACAUAUUUAUGUUUGUGGUGGAUAUGAUGGCAAAUCCUCUCUAAAUUCAGUUGAAUGUUAUUCGCCAGAGACUGACAGAUGGACGAUAGUCACAGAAAUGAGCGCAAGCCGCAGCGCCGCCGGUGUGUCUGUGUUUGAAGGCAGAAUAUUUGUAUCAGGUGGUCAUGAUGGUUUACAGAUCUUUAACACAGUGGAGUAUUACAACCAGCAUACCUCUUUGUGGCACCCUGUCAAUCCCAUGAUGAACAAACGCUGUCGGCACGGGGCUGCAGCUUUGGGCAGCAAUCUUUAUGUGGCGGGAGGUUAUGACGGCUCUGCCUUUCUCAGUGGAGCAGAGGUGUAUAGCUCUGUAGCCGAUCAGUGGAGCCAUCUGGUGGCCAUGAACACUCGGCGCAGCCGCAUUUCCCUGGUGGCAAACUGUGGUCGACUCUAUGCAGUGGGAGGCUACGACGGACAGUCCAAUCUUAGCUCUUUAGAAAUGUACGAUCCGGAAACUAACCGCUGGACGUUUAUGGCGCCGAUGGUCUGCCAUGAAGGUGGGGUAGGGGUGGGCUGUAUACCCCUGCAGCCUGCGUAACCCCACAAUCUUCCUUAGCCCAAAAGGACGUUUUGCUUGUUUGAAAAUAGGUUUUUGUACGGAGUGAUCUAACAACAUGCAUUCAUGACCAUGAUGUCAUGACCACGCUUAACAUGUUUGCAUCAGGUACUUUUCAAGCUUUGAGACAAGCAGAUAUGCCAGUACACCUUUUGAUGGUGACAUAAUACAAUUCUGCUUUUGUUCUUUUGACUACCAAGUGAUUCAAUUUGAUUUUUUGCUAAUUCCUAGAAUUGGACUGUUUGUGUCUAAACACAUUUGGUAGUAAAAAAAGAAUAUAAAAGGAUCAUACAAAAAUGUGCUAACUGGGCAAAACAAGUCCUCAUGUUGAACUGAAGUAAGAUGACUGUUUCAGUGUUAACAGAUAAAUCUGGCAGCAUGAAAGUGUGGACAUAUUAAAGCAUUUUAUUGGGAUUUUAUGGGCUAUAUGCUAUUCCGCCUAAAGAGAAAGCUGUUUUAGAUUUAUAGACAGGUAAAAGUUGACCACUGUAAACCCAUAUGCCAUAAUUGGGAGAGUAUAAUCAAGUUUCAUUAAUAAGAAAAAUCUAAUUUAGUAAUUUUAUUAUAUUUUAUCAAGAAUGUUUAUUACAGAUUAAAAGAUCUAAACAUUUGAUUUGGGAUAUUGCCUGUAAUGAAUGUUGCUUUUUUUGCAGAACAUUGUGGACUGUCAUGUAUGUGCAAAACAUCUGCUAGAUGUGCCAUGACCCAUUUUCACUUUACGUGGGACCGUACGUAAAAAGUUUUGAUUCAAGACUUGAUUCACUUAAACCUUAAGAGAAAAACAGUAUUUCUCCAUCAGGUUUAGUUAGAAGUGUGUGAUCUUAAACUUGGUGGAACCGAUCACCAGCUCUAUAUCGUCCUUGCGUUAUAACUAAUUAUGAAAUGCGUGUGUUGAGAGACCCAUUUAAUGCUUUCGGCUUUUUAAAAUGGUAUUUUUUCAGUAUUUGUGAGAAUCAGCACACAUACCAAAAACAAGCAUAGUGAGAUUACAUUCACUGACAGUUGGAGAGAACUCUUGUGCUUUCAGGAUCACUCAUUAUUGUGGCAUCAGGUCCUCUUGGAAUAACGGUUGUGGAUUAUACGAGAUGCAAAUUCACAUUCCCCAAUUUUUAGGUAUUGUUCAAAUUUGUGUUUCACAACAGAAAGGGACUGACUGCAUGUACGUCCGUUUUUAAAGUUUUGUCUUUAGAUAAGACUUUCUUUGACAUUACUGAUAUUUUCUUUUAUUACCAGCACUCCAUCUCUGUUGAUUCCAUUUCCUGAUUUCUUUUGUAUUAACAUUCAAAUAUGGUGCAGUAUUUCCUAAUCUUGUUGUUUUUUUAUAUCUCUGAGUAUGACUUUAACUUAUUGUUUGCUGAUUUUUCUUUUUAUAGCAUUGCACAUAGUCGCUCUUUCGCAGAAAUGAGAAUCAAGUUUACGUUUUACAGAAAUCUAAUAUAUAUGUGUGUGUGUGUGUAUAUAUAUAUAUAUAUAGGUCAGUGAAUCUCUUCGGUAUGUGUUGAAUAUUCUUCUGCUACCUCUGUGUGAGAUGGGAGAGCUCAACAGGGACAAGAAUACAGUUGCCCUGUGACUUAAAAAAAAAAAAUUUAACCUGAAGGAACUUAGGCAUUAACUGAUUCUUUUGUGUCGGACUAAAACAUGCUUUUUCAAGUAAUUCUUAAUGUCUUAAAUAAACAUUGAUUUUAUGGA